Etheostoma spectabile (orangethroat darter) is the source of this 2458-nucleotide messenger RNA. It is a transcript of the gene prkab2, whose product is annotated as protein kinase, AMP-activated, beta 2 non-catalytic subunit. The record is from RefSeq and is a predicted model, not a curated record. Gene Ontology annotation, biological process: signal transduction. NCBI's taxonomy places the organism in Eukaryota, Metazoa, Chordata, Actinopteri, Perciformes, Percidae. Gene Ontology annotation, cellular component: nucleus; cytoplasm; nucleotide-activated protein kinase complex. Bases 251 to 1051 code for a protein of 266 amino acids. Gene Ontology annotation, molecular function: protein kinase binding. The transcript is spliced from 8 exons.
ACUCGCUCUAUCGUACCAAAAUGAUGACGCUUUGUCGCGUUUUCAUCAUUAACACUGACGUCGUAAAUAAGACAACGUGCUGCGCUAGCUAGCCAUUACAAAGUGACAGCUAGCCGUUACAAAGUGACAGCUAGCAGCAAGCUAACUGUAAGCUAAAAAUAUUCUCCUGCCGAAGUGGUUUGAGGUUGGGACAGUUGAACUGCCAGAGGGGACACCUUUGUAGUAGCAAGGUGGUGAGGAGUGAGGCAUCAUGGGAAACACAAGCGACAGGGUGUCUGGAGAACGCCAUGGAGCCAAAGCCCACCGCUCGGACAGCAGCGGCAGCCACAAAGACCAAGAACCCAGCAGCAAGAUGGUGGACAGCACAGAUGACCCCAACAUCUUCAACACCCAUGGGCCAGAGUCCAAGGCGUUAGAAGAGAAAGAAUCCGAUCUGGUUGAGCAGAUGAAAACUGGUCCUCAGUCUCGACCCACGGUCAUCCGCUGGGCUGGAGGGGGAAAGGAGGUCUACAUAGCCGGUUCCUUUAAUAACUGGAGCACGAAGAUACCACUAAAUAAGAGCCAUAAUGACUUCGUAGCGAUCCUGGACCUGCCAGAAGGAGAGCACCAGUACAAGUUCUUUGUAGAUGGACAGUGGGUCCAUGACCCCUCAGAGGCGGUUGUAACCAGUCAGCUCGGCACCAUCAACAACCUGAUCCAGGUGAAGAAGUCUGACUUUGAGGUGUUUGACGCCCUGAACGUGGACUCCCUGGAGUGCUCAGACACAUCAGACCUGUCCAGCUCCCCUCCAGGUCCAUAUGGGCAGGAGCAGUACAGCUUCAGACCUGAGGAGCAUUUCAAAGCCCCCCCCAUCCUCCCUCCGCACCUCCUCCAAGUCAUUCUCAACAAGGACACCAACAUUUCCUGUGACCCUGCCCUGCUGCCCGAGCCCAACCACGUCAUGCUAAACCACCUUUACGCCCUUUCGAUUAAGGACGGAGUAAUGGUGCUGAGUGCGACUCACAGAUACAAGAAGAAGUACGUCACCUCUCUGCUUUACAAGCCCAUCUAAACUGCAACCUGGGUGCUUCACACUGCGUUUAGAGAACACCACGUCGGCAAUCUGCUGUUAGUUUUAUUCAUUUUUUCUUAGUGUCAUCACAUAUAGCCAAAACGUGCACUGGAACUAGACAAGAAGCCAGUGGCUGUGACUUUGGCUUUGGAAAAAGGUUGCACUCCUCUCUACAUAGGGCUCUGAACAAAAAGCAACGGGUGUGUGUAGGAAGAUGAAAAUCCUACUGUGGCUUUUACCUGUGACGUCUACAGACAGAUUAGAGAGAGACUGACUGAAUCACUGUGUGUAUUUGAGUGUUUGCUGCACCUUGUGAGUAUAUGCAUGUCCGUGUUUUAAACCGAGAUUUGAUUUAAAUGUACAAAGGAAGACGGGGAUCUGUGAGAGAUCGGCUUCUUUUAACGGUGAUUUUAAGGACGUGAGGGCUUUUGCGUGUUAUUGAUGUGGAUCAGCAGUUUGAUUUGGUGUUAAUUAAGUCAGAAUAACAGAAUGGCUUUGGGUGAACAUAAUGUGCAAAUACCUACAUCUUGUUUUGUCGGCACAUAUUGUUAUAUGUUUUAUUAAAUUUAUCCCAGUUCAGCCAUCAUUCAGUGGGAUCUACAACGUGAACUAAACUGUAAAUGGAGUAGAUUAGUUUCCAGAUGGGUUAUGGACGUCAAAGGUCGAUGGUUAGCUCUGCUGUUACCUUCUAACUUGACAUAAUUUAGCACUUUACCAUCCAGUAAGCAGGAGCGAUAUAAGCUCUUAACUAUGCAGCCGACAGCUCUUACUGUAUUGUAGCGUCUCUGCAUUUGGAACCCGGUUUGUGCUUUUAUUCAGUUUUUAUCAAAUAGCAAUGUACUGUAUGUAUUUGUUACAUGUGUAGUCGUACACAGACACACAUAAACAGUUUGAAGUUGCUGCUUUGCAUGCAUUGAAUGUCUGCAACUCGUGAGGAUACGCCUCAUUUACUGAGUGCGGCGCAGAUCGACUGCAUUCAGAUGAACUUACAGGGCUAUAAGGAUAGACGGUUGCCAUUUAAAAGUUGUACAAAGUGUUCUUUAACCUUUUAAGAUAAUCUGUAUUUUGAGGUAUAGUGGCUUUGAAAGUAUUUUUUUGUUGUACACUGCACGGGCGUUGAAACGGGCUUUCAUACAUCCUGUCGGUGUUCAACUAGACGCUCUAAAAGUAUAUAGUGAAUGUCGAGCCUAGCCGUGAAGUUUUGUCCAAAGAGUUUUUCAGAGUUAGAUAAGGGAGUGUGGACAAGAGCCGAGGAUGUGGCGUUUUAAGGUUAAAAACCCCAAAACUUGAAUUUUACAAUCGUUCAUGAAUGUUUUUCAAAUGCUGUACAGAACCAGUGUGACGGUUCACGGUGCAUGGUUUGACUUGUUUGCAAAUAAAGAGAGGACACGCUGGUCCUAAUUCCUA